AUGUUGGCGGAACCCACCUUUUGUCACAAGCCAUCGACCGUCUCGGGUGGAGGCAAAUCAGAAAUCUCAAAGUCGCUCAGCGACGCGGUCUUGCAUGGACCCAUCUUUAUUGGUGAAUAUGAAAAGGACAUGCAGCUUGUCAAGGAGAUCUUUGACAGGGACUACAGCAGCUGUAUCCUACCACAACUCAAGGAAGGACAUUCCGAUCCAUCCCACCCAAUUCUUAGCAUGGACAGGACCUUGGGAAGUGUCAUGAAGCUUUUGACAGCCGAUGAUGUCUUUACAACGGAGCCCCCGGGCACGGGUUAA
This is a messenger RNA of Seminavis robusta, 309 nucleotides long. NCBI's taxonomy places the organism in Eukaryota, Bacillariophyta, Bacillariophyceae, Naviculales, Naviculaceae. The record is from the annotation of a GenBank genome assembly.